AUGGCCGGUCCGGAAGAGACACCACAAUUGCGGAUGGCCCAGGAGCCCUUCGUGCAACCUGGUUAUGGUGAGCUUAAUCCGUCAUAUGAGCAGCCCGCCAACGCCAAGCCGGUGUGGUCUCUGGCGAAGCCUUUGCCCCGUGUGGUGCGACCGGGCAUGGUGCCGACCAGGGAUGAGUUGAUUCAGCAACGCCAAAAUGCCCAGUUGCCAUUAGAAAACUCGCAGAGAUAUGGUCUGGAUGUCGACCCAACUGACCUGGAGGAGGGACGUAUCGAGAAGAACGCUGACCCCCGGAAAAUGGCGGCACAGGUUGAGGAUGCUCGUCUGCAGCGUGAGCAGGCCUUCAUGAACAAAAUUCUCAGCGGUGACACCACGUCUAUAAGACAAGGGUCGAGACAGGGAUCGCGUAUGUCUCGUACUUCUUCAAGUCGCGUCAGACGUCCAUCUCGCUGGAACAACAAUGAUCAGGAUGCGUUGUCGGCAGUAGAGGAGGGCGACUCUUCAGUAACAACUGAAGACGCCCCUGGUAGAAACGACUACUUCGGCGAUGAUUUGCGAGCUAUUCCCGAGCAACAAGAGCCGCCACUGGUUGACGACAUGAUUGAGGAUAAGCUUGAAAUCCCCGUUCUUGAUGAAUCAACACACCCGGAGGAUCUGCACCCAUUGGUCCAGGAACUGGUGGAAGACGAAAUUCACAACAAUCACACCACUUGGUCUGUUUAUCGUACCCAUCACCGCGAGGCUCUUGCCGAGGCCCUGGGGGCCUUCGUUCAACUCACAAUUGGUUUCUGUGCCGAUCUUUCUGUCACAAUCGCGGAUGAUGGUAACCCUAACACCACCGCGUGGUCUUGGGGUUUCGCCACUAUGAUCGGUAUUUACAUUUCUGGUGGUGUGUCUGGUGCUCACCUCAACCCUGCUAUAACUAUUAUGCUUUGGUUCUACCGUGGUUUCCCCAAGAGCAAGAUGCCCGAGUACUUCGCUGCUCAGUUCAUGGGUGCCUUUUGUGCUGCUCUCGCGGCCUACGGACUUUACUACGAGUCCAUCCAGCAUUGGCUUGCGAGCAACCCAGAUACUGGCAUCGUCACUAGCUUCGUGACCAGCCAACGUGAAGCCUGGAUUGGCGCUGGAACUGCCUUCGGUAACGAGUUCUUGGGAACAGCCUUCCUCGCCUGUACCGUUCUGGCGCUUGGUGAUGACCAAAACGCCCCACCCGGUGCCGGUAUGAACUCCCUCAUUGUCGGUCUUGUCAUCACCUGUUUCAGUAUGGUCUUUGCCUACCAGACAGGAGCUGCAUUUAACCCCAGUCGUGACUUUGGUCCCCGUCUAGCUCUUCUGGCUCUGGGUUACCCUAGCGAGCUGUUCCUCAACGCGUACUGGUUCUACGGUCCCUGGGUUGGCGCCAUCAGCGGUGCCUUCGGUGGCGCCUUCUUGUACGAUUUCUUCAUCUUCACUGGUGGAGAGUCCCCCGUCAACUACCCAUGGGAGCGCACGGAGCGUGCUAUCCGAAAGAGUCGCAUGAAGUGGGCACGUCGUCUGCAUCUUGCCAAGAAGGAGAAGGUGGAAAACACAGACGGUGGCCCCGUCGGAGUUUAA
Penicillium pulvis is the source of this 1593-nucleotide messenger RNA. Its product is annotated as MIP/aquaporin family protein. Gene Ontology annotation, molecular function: glycerol channel activity; water channel activity. Gene Ontology annotation, cellular component: plasma membrane. The transcript has a single exon. The coding region runs from base 1 to 1593 and encodes 530 amino acids. Gene Ontology annotation, biological process: glycerol transmembrane transport; water transport. The record is from RefSeq and is a predicted model, not a curated record. Lineage: Eukaryota; Fungi; Ascomycota; Eurotiomycetes; Eurotiales; Aspergillaceae.